This is a messenger RNA of Hemicordylus capensis (graceful crag lizard), 1324 nucleotides long. RefSeq lists its product as uncharacterized. Bases 2 to 1084 code for a protein of 360 amino acids. Lineage: Eukaryota; Metazoa; Chordata; Lepidosauria; Squamata; Cordylidae. The record is from RefSeq and is a predicted model, not a curated record. The transcript has 3 exons.
CAUGCAAAGCAGCUGCUCUUUCACUGCAGAAGAUGCUCCUCCGCCCCAUCUGCACGCGGGGCUCUUCUUUCAGCGGCCAGUUCUCCCUCCAUCCAGUCUCCCUCUGUCCCGCAGCUCUCCAUCCCUUCCGAUCAUCCGUCCACCACACCCCCGGCUAGCAGCUGAGCUCGGGACGUUCUGCACCCCGCGGGGAAGGGAAGGCGUGGCCAGGUGCCCGUCCUUGGAGUACCGCGAUCAGCCGUCCUGUCCCUGUUCUCCAUUUCCCAGCAGCCGCUCCUUUUCUCCAGCUCCGUCCCACGCUUCCCGCCGGCGCUGGUUCUGGGAAAGGGGAGGCCGGCCAAGCCCGGCCCACCAGGGAGGGACCAGGCAAGCGCGCCUCGCUGCCGAGUCCCCGCCCCGCAUAGAAAGCUCUGGCAGGCAGCCGCAAAGAGCUGCUAUUCUUGGUGCUGCUGCUGCUGUUCUUGCAGGGGUGGUGGCUGCUGCUGGCGGCAGGAAGCGGCUGCACGAAGCGAAGCCAGCAACUCAGGCAUCCGGCGGGCGCGGCGGGACAGUCCCUUCCGCGAUGGGGAGGAAGGCAGCGGAGAGGUUGCGCUGCGUUUGCGCGCAUCCUGGGUGGAGGGUCUCUUGGCCCGCAGCGCUUCUCACAGCCUCCAUCCUGAAUUCCAUCCUGCUGCCUCCAGCCACUGGACUCUCGGUCACUCCGGAGCCUGCCAAGCCGAAGGAAGGACAAAGCGUCACCCUAAAGACACAAGGACUCUCGGAUCCAUUCAUUAGCUGUGCCUGGUUCCGAGGGGAGACAACAGAGCUGCCAAAGCGGAUUUUCAUCUAUUACCCAGCUAUUCCUAAGCAGGUCCAUGGAGAUGCCUACACUGGGCGGGAGACCAGAGUCCAGCCCUGCUCCCUUCAGAUCUCAGAUUUAAUGCAGAAUUACUCUGGAACCUAUACAGUGGUGGAAGAAAACUCUGUAAAGCCUGCAGAAGCAUCUGUGACGAUAAUGGUCUCAGGUUCUUCACAUUCCAAUCCUACUGGCUCCAUGACCGGAAUGGCCUUGAUUGGAACCCUGAUUUACACCUUUCUUCAUUAGUAAGACAUUGGAAUUUGGGACUCCUGGCUGGAUUAUGACAUUCUGAUGCCCUAAGAGUGCAAGAGGCCCCAUACCAUCAAAAAUGUCUCAUUUUCACAGAAAGGACAUUGAAUAAAUAAACAUGGAAGCUUCGUAUUUGCGUAUGUACAAAGGCAAAGUUGUAAAAGUACUAUAAUUAACUAAAGUAUUUCUUGCCAUGUGCCUGUGUGCAUUAACAGUUUCAAAUAAACAUUUUUUUAA